Penicillium manginii is the source of this 1140-nucleotide messenger RNA. RefSeq lists its product as uncharacterized. Gene Ontology annotation, molecular function: hydrolase activity. The record is from RefSeq and is a predicted model, not a curated record. NCBI's taxonomy places the organism in Eukaryota, Fungi, Ascomycota, Eurotiomycetes, Eurotiales, Aspergillaceae. The transcript has a single exon. Bases 1 to 1140 code for a protein of 379 amino acids.
AUGGAGGAUGACGAGUUUUUCAACUGCGGCCGUGGCAGCGUCUUCACUACAGCGGGCACUAUCGAGAUGGAAGCUUCCGUCAUGGUAACCUCUCUCCGGGGUGACGGCCAGUCCUCAAGCACAAUGAAACGCGGAGCCGGCGUGAUGGGCGUCAGGAAUGUUCGUCAUCCGAUCCGCCUUGCACGCGAGUCGCUUCUACGCACAGGGUAUAGCGUUGACGGCCAGCCCAUCCGAGAUGGAGGCAGUAUGCAUUCACAACUUGCAGGACCACAGGUAGAAACAUUGGCCCGUGAUUGGGGACUUGAAUUCAAGCCUGAUGACUGGUUUUGGACGCAGCGGCGUUGGGACGAGCAUCGGCGUGGAUUGGAGGGGUUGGAGCAGCCGAUUCAUUUGAGCCAGGGCACAGUGGGAUGUGUCUGUCUAGAUCAGUGGGGGAAUUUGGCUGUUGCGACGAGUACUGGUGGUUUGACGAAUAAGUUACCAGGUCGAAUUGGGGAUACGCCGACUCUGGGUGCUGGUUUCUGGGCGGAGGCUUGGGAUGAGGUAGUUGAGGAUGAAGCGAUUGCUACAACUUCAUCCGGGUCCUCGUUGGCUGAAAUUUUUGAAGAAGCGAGGAGCUGGUUUGGCGACUGUCUGCCAUCGCCUCUUCGCGGAGUCACUUCGUAUAGCACACCGCCUCGACUUGGCCCGGGCUCUGAGAAGCAGUCACUAAUUCAUCAAAUGUCAUAUCAGCCCCGAACAAGGAAGCGAGCAAUUGCUAUUUCCGGCACGGGCAAUGGAGAUUCGUUCUUACGCGUAGCUGCUGCGCGGACCACGGCCGCGAUGCUACGUUUCUCAACACCAGGACGAUUUCCGGAUUCGCUCGCCGAUGCUAUUUCUGCGGUUGCGGGGCCGAAUGGGGAGCUUCAGCGCUCGGCUGGUCCACGCUGGGACAUUACUGGAGAAGGACAAGGGGGUAUUAUCGGUAUUGAGGCAGAUCUGACUGCUGAAAGUGGCGAUGGAUCACUACGACGUGGAAAGGUUGUCUUUGAUUUCAAUUGCACUGGGAUGUGGCGUGCAUAUAUUGAGGAAGAUGCUUCUGGGAGAGAAGUUGAGAAGAUUAUGGUGUUCCGAGAUGAUUACUACCAUCAGCAAUAUUAG